AUGGUUAAUUCCGUGGAAUCUCUUCCACCAAAAGCAAGAAUUAGAAUGAAGCCAUUUCUACGAACAUCAUCAUGGGCCCACCUCCACCGUCGGAUCCCCCAAUCCCAAACCGUCACAAUGAACCGGACCCGUUUCGAGAUUCGGAUCAUAAGCAAGGAAUAUUCCGCUCCGUCGUUUUCAAUUUCCAGUGCCAUCUCCACUUUCCUUGUGACUCUGAUCCACGUACAUUUCCACAUCACGGAUUCCACUUUCCUCGUUAAUCUCACCGUCACGGGUUGCCGCGUUUUUCUUCACCGUCCUAUUGUUGGGCUUCGGUUGAGGGUUUUUCGGGUUUUCUGCGCAGCUGUUGGACCAAUCUAUGUGUGGUCGUGA
Molecule: messenger RNA, 372 nt
Organism: Sphenostylis stenocarpa
Lineage: Eukaryota; Viridiplantae; Streptophyta; Magnoliopsida; Fabales; Fabaceae
Source: the annotation of a GenBank genome assembly